This is a messenger RNA of Dipodomys ordii (Ord's kangaroo rat), 969 nucleotides long. Its product is annotated as olfactory receptor 14A2-like. The record is from RefSeq and is a predicted model, not a curated record. The transcript has a single exon. Gene Ontology annotation, molecular function: olfactory receptor activity; G protein-coupled receptor activity; odorant binding. Gene Ontology annotation, cellular component: membrane. Lineage: Eukaryota; Metazoa; Chordata; Mammalia; Rodentia; Heteromyidae. Bases 1 to 969 code for a protein of 322 amino acids. Gene Ontology annotation, biological process: G protein-coupled receptor signaling pathway.
AUGGCCAAUGUCUCCUUGGUGACAGGAUUCUUCCUCUUGGGGUUUUCUGACGAGCCCGAGCUGCAGACUUUCCAUGGUGUGCUCUUCCUGCUGCUGUACCUGGCAGCCCUCAUGAGUAACCUCCUCAUCACCGCUCUCAUCACCCUGGACCUGAAGCUCCAGACACCCAUGUACUUCUUCCUCAGGAGCUUGUCUCUGUUGGAUGUCUCUUUUGUAUCUGUUCCAGUCCCAAACUUUAUUAUUGACAGCUUCACACACAACAAUUCCAUUUCCAUUCUGGGAUGUGCCUUCCAGAUACUCUUGAUGACUUCCUUCGCGGCAGGAGAAACAUUUGUCCUCACUGCCAUGUCUUAUGACCGCUAUGUGGCCAUCUGUCACCCCCUGCAUUAUGAGGUCAUCAUGAAUGGCAGGGCCUGUGCUCUGCUGGCAGGUGCAUCCUGGGCCCUUGGAGGACUCUUUGGAGCUGUGUACACAGCUGGCACGUUCUCCAUGCCUUUCUGUGGCUCCAGCGUGAUCCCAGAGUUUUUCUGCGAUAUUCCCUCAUUACUAAGGAUUUCAUGCUCUCAAACACCCAUUGUAGUAUAUGUAAGCAUAGCAAUUGGCAUGUAUGCAGGCGUGUCUUGCUGCAUCUGCAUUGUGAUCUCCUAUGUUUAUAUUUUCUCCACUGUGCUUAAGAUUCCUACUACUCAAGGUCAGUCCAAAGCUUUCUCCACAUGCCUCCCCCAUCUCCUUGUUUUCACUGUUUUUAUGCUAACUGCUUGUAUUGUGUAUCUCAAACCACCUUCAAGUACACCCUCAGUUCUUGACAGACUGCUUUCUGUGAUCUAUACUGUAUUGCCGCCAGUAUUUAAUCCUGUCAUCUACAGCCUGAGGAACAGUGACAUGAAAUGGGCUUUGAUGAGGUUGCUCCAAAGACUCAAGGCUAAGAAGUUCACUUCCAUCAGCAACUCCAAGCAUCUGUGCCUAUGA